Topomyia yanbarensis is the source of this 1209-nucleotide messenger RNA. RefSeq names its product mucin-2-like. The transcript is spliced from 2 exons. Lineage: Eukaryota; Metazoa; Arthropoda; Insecta; Diptera; Culicidae. The coding region runs from base 1 to 1209 and encodes 402 amino acids. The record is from RefSeq and is a predicted model, not a curated record.
AUGCCAAUAAAAAACAACGAAUUCAACAGCAACAUAAAACAAAGCCCGCCUUUGUCGACCCUGACCGGGGAAGUUCCGGAUACGUCCGACGCACCCCCGGCGGCUGUUGACACAGGACCAUUGGAGCACCAGCAGGGAAGUACCUUUAACAUCCCCAUUAGCAUUCGAUUUACGCAUUCACCAUCCAUCUCAGGCCAACCAGACAGAAAUCCAGAGAAUCCACCAACACAGCAAUCCCAAACGACGGGAACCACGACCGCCUCCAACGCCCCGCAUCUUGCCGGGCCCCAGAGUAGGCGAUCUCCCCGCCUGAUCCCAAAAAUGACACCAGUAUCAGGAAAACUAAGCAAACAGCUCCACUGCAACGAGAACCGGUUCAGGUCUCCCGAUAUCCCCGCACCUGGCGGACCACCGGGAAGAACUCUCAGCCGGGAAACUCCUACUCACCAACAGCAACGAGUACGACGAGACCUCAGCCCGGUUCCCGGUUGCUCUUGGCAUCCGGUACGUUUUAGACCAUCCAGGAAACCAGUAGUCACCAAUCGUGACACCCACUUCCCCGUGCCGGCCCUGACCGGGGACGUUCCGCCUUACAGCGAUGCUCCCCCGGCGACUGCUGGUGCGGGAGGCCCGGGCACAUCCCGGAAAACGAUACCAAAACCUACCCGCAACGAAACGCACAAAACCACCGACACAACGCCUGCGGACCCCUUGCUCUACCUCCCGCGGUCAUUGGAAGGGACGUACGCCAGGCCACCCAUCAACAACUGCAACAAAAAUUACCCCCUCAACACAAACAAAGCGCACGAAGCCGAUAGCUUCCUGUCAAGGGAGAAAGCCUCUUCCCCUGCACCAGCCCUGUCCGCGGAUGUACCGGCCCUCACCGACGAGCCUUCGGCGGCUGCUGGUGCAGGGGGCCCGGAUCACCACCGGGUAAGUCUAAUCACACCCUACUCCCACCAAGACCAGUCGUACGGCUCCGAAUCAUUUCCAGGUAGCCCACCGCGCAGUCCCAACAGCGUCUCAAUGACCAACAGCACCGGCUCAGAGUAUUCCACGCUAGUCGUCCAGUGGAACAUCAACGGCCUAAGGAACAACCUAGGGGACCUACAGAACAUAAUCGCCGGCACCGAACCACUUUGCCUCGCCAUUCAGCAAACCCACUUGCACACCGGCGUUGACCCCACCCCAUGGUUCGGAAACAGAUAG